AUGCGUCUCAUCAACUGCUCAACACUACAACUGGAAGAGUUCUUCGGUACAAACAUCCCGUUCUAUGCCAUUCUCUCGCAUACCUGGGGCGAUAAAGAGGUGUCGUUCGCCCAGUUCACCUCGGGUCAGCCUCUUGUCGGAUCUGGUUAUCAGAAGAUUGUCCUCACUUGCCAGCAGGCGAUUAAAGACAAAAUCGGCUACGCAUGGGUGGACACCUGCUGUAUCGACAAAAGCUCUAGCGCGGAGCUUUCCGAGGCAAUUAACUCUAUGUUCGCCUGGUAUCAGAAGUCAGUCCGCUGUUACGCGUAUCUUUCUGAUGUAUCUAAACCCAGAAAGGAUCAAGACUUCCCUAAGAGUAGAUGGUUCACACGAGGAUGGACACUCCAGGAGAUGUUAGCCCCAUCAACGGUUAUCUUCUACGAUCAACAGUGGGUUGACUUGGGCUGUCGGGGUGACCACGCCGAGCAAAUCUCGGAAAUCACAGGAAUAGAGGAGGGGGCUUUGUGCACUGGAUGGGGGCUAAGGUUCAGGGAUAACAAAUUCGGUUCCUAUUGCGUCGCGACGAGGAUGUCAUGGGCUUCGAAGAGGCAGACGACACGUCCGGAGGACAUGGCCUACUGCCUCCUUGGGAUCUUCGACAUCAAUAUGCCGCUUCUGUAUGGAGAAGGUCACCGGGCAUUUCGUCGUCUCCAGGAGGAGAUUAUCCGGAAGGUUGAUGACGAUUCCAUUCUUGCCUGGGCUCUAUCGCCAGAGGCUAGGGACCCUUCUGGUCUGGAGCUUAUUGAUAGGGACGACCUGUACCAUACAACUAAAGAGGUCGACUUUUUGGCUCGCUCCCCAGAAGACUUUAAAGACUGUGCCGACUUGUCUCGCGCUACGGAACCAUCCACCCUGUUCACAUUGACCAACACGGGCUUGCAGAUCCAAUUACCACUUGUGAAGUUCUCUGAAUGCACCGAUUUUCACGGUCGCACGGUCGGAGCUUUAGGCCGGGUAUGGAUCGGACUACUUGGUUGCUCGACAACGGAAAGCGGAAGCUUUUUAGGCAUUCUGCUCUACCCGUACGGAGACGAGAAUGAUUCUAGCGCAAGAGUGGUUCGCCAAAGGAACAUCUACAGUACUGUUAUCGUUAGUCCAAGAGUCGCGUUCGGUUCGGUCAGUAAAACAUUGACAAUUGCUGGCUUUAACGGGUUCCAAGCAGGAAGAGACUACGACUAUGUGACCGAUGAGCAAUUUGUUGUCAACGAAUGCAAGACCAUCCGCAGCCUUGGUUAUCAACUCCAGGCCUUUUCUGCAUGGACGCAUUAUCAGCUAGGAGAAUCACUACGGGCUUACCUACCGCUUUGGAAUUCAGAAGCCAAGAUUCUUACCAUGACAUUUGAUGACCCGUUUAACAGUAUGUUCGAAUUCGGGUUCGAAACAUCAUCGAGCGGUCAAAAUCCCAAGUUCACUGUCUUUGUAAACCGAACCGGUAGAGGUACAGUAAGGGAAGGAGAUAUCUUUUCAGACGAUGAAAGGCUCGCUCUAUACAAUAUUCUCAGGGACGACGGUCCGCCUUAUGACGAGAAUCGGGUCUAUGAUAAGGGUGAUGUUUUGGUACAUGACGACGAACAACGCCGGUUGCAUAUUAGCGUUGAGGUCCACCUCAAGACUAUAGGCCAUCACCAUCUGUUUGGGGUCAACGUUGAUGCUUUAGGAGAUGGAUUUUCGGUUGAGAAACAUCGUUGGACCCUCAAGCGUAAACAGGCGCGUUGA
Messenger RNA from Alternaria ethzedia, 1755 nucleotides. RefSeq lists its product as uncharacterized. The transcript has a single exon. Lineage: Eukaryota; Fungi; Ascomycota; Dothideomycetes; Pleosporales; Pleosporaceae. Bases 1 to 1755 code for a protein of 584 amino acids. The record is from RefSeq and is a predicted model, not a curated record.